Messenger RNA from Schistosoma mattheei, 2392 nucleotides. The record is from the annotation of a GenBank genome assembly. NCBI's taxonomy places the organism in Eukaryota, Metazoa, Platyhelminthes, Trematoda, Strigeidida, Schistosomatidae.
CUCUUUAAAGCAGUCGUUCUUGAGGUAGUUCUGAUAGCCAUAUCACGUUCUUCUUUUCUACAGUCUAUGCUGCGCUCCUCUUCAAGGUGUAUUGUCUGCGACGCGUUGACCUUUGUAGAUUCGUUGAUCUGCCGGGCCAUCAAAAUCCGACGUUCACUCAGCACCCGUGACGUUCAACACAUUCUUCCUAUAAAAUAUGAAGGUCUUCAUGAUCCAGUCAACAGAUAGGUAAAAGAGCAAAUCUAUAGCAGAUUUAUUAGUUGGAAUUAUUGUUAUGCCAUUUGCUAUUUAUCAUACAUUAUAUAAUGCAUAUUGGCCAUUUGGACGUGAUUGGUGUGAUAUAUGGCAUGCAUUUGAUGUAUUAAGUUCUACAGCAUCAAUAUUGAAUCUCUGUGCUAUAGCGUUGGAAAGAUACUGGGCAACUGAGAAUCCUAUCACGCAUACAUCAAUGAGAACACGACGUCAUUGUUUAUUAAUGCUUACGUUUGUAUGGAUUUGUUCAGUACUUAUAUCAUUUCCAGCAAUUUUUUGGUGGAGAAAUACACAGGAUUAUGAUAUUAGCUCUUUGAAAGUAUGCCAAUUUACAUCGGACAGUAUUUACUUAUUUGUCUCAUCAUGUGUGUCAUUUUAUAUCCCAUUAGUGGUUAUGUUAGUUGUUUAUGCACGCAUUUAUCGAACUGCUAAUAAUUUAAUGAAAAGUUUUAAAACUGGUGAAAAAAUUGUUUACUCAAAUCCAAAGCAACAAUCAUCAUCAACUCUGAAUUUUCAAGCAACUAAUGUGUCAAAUGAAAAAAAACAAAAACACUGGCUGAAACACUAUCACAGUAAAAUAAAAACACAGAAUUUCAUUACACCACAAAUUGGAGAUAAAAUGAUACUACGUGUUCAUCGUGGAGGAAAUGCUACUAACAAAUACAGUAAUAGAAGUAAUAAUACAUUUAAAACAACCAAAUUGAAGACACAUCCUAAACCUCAUCGUUCACCUUUCAAUUAUUUUGAUAAGGGUAUAAUAAAACGAAGAAAAAUGAAUGAUUUAACAAAUCUCAAAAGUUCACUUUGUUUAAAUAAGCAUAAUAUUAACACAAUGUCAAAUAUCAAUACAAGAAGUAACAUCAUUUCUAAAAGUUGUGUUUUGAGUAAUUCUAUAAUUUCUUCAGUAAGUAAAUUUGAUAAUCGUCAGUUGAAAUCUGAUAAAAAUCAUUGGAAUCAUACAAAUUCUUUAAUGCAAAUUCCAAUUCAUUCUCAAAUUCUUACUGACAAUUUUAAUAAUCAUAAUAAGUUAACAAAUAAUCCAUUACAAGAUCAAACUAGUUUUAAACGUUCAUAUUCAUUCAGCAUCCUUAGUUGUUUAUCUCAUUCACAAGAUAGUCAAAGAUUAAAAAAAUCUCAAUACCUGAAAUCACAAAUAUUACCAUUUCAAUCAUCGAUAUACACGAAGAAUCCACAAGCGUUACAAUUUAAACAAUGGAAUAGUACAACAUGUCAAUAUGAACAAAAUCAGUUCACUGAUUAUCAAUCUAAUAAUAAUAUAGAUAAAAAGUAUUCAAAAAAUCAUUCUGGUGUAUCAAGUGACAAGUGUAAACAUCCAGUUGCUAGACUUAGUAUGAAUCAACAAAAUAUCAACAAUAUUUCACUGAUGAAUUACACCACUGCAAAUUUUACUUUGGUAAAUGUGAAUACUACUAUGAAUUCUAAUUCAGUUGAUAAUACAAAUCAAAUCGAAAUUAAUUCACUAUCAAAAACAAAAUGUUGGAUAAAUCAGUUGAGAGAGUUUGCUAGAAAAAAAUGUGUUUGUAAAUUUGCACGUGAACAAAAAGCAGCUAAAACGUUAGGAAUUAUAAUGGGAUUAUUUAUAAUAUGUUGGUUACCAUUUUUUGUUUGUAACAUUCUAAUUGCAUUCAAUCCAUAUUCAUUAAAUCAAAAUAAUGUGUUUAAACAAGUUCACAUUUUAGUGACCUGGUUAGGUUAUAUAAAUUCAUGUAUUAAUCCAAUUAUAUAUGCACAUUCAAUGCAUGAAUUUCGUAGGGCAUUUAAACGAUUGCUAUGUUUUCACUGGUGGUAUCGUAAACAAAUUCAGCUUAGGAAAUCAACCUCCUUUAAAAGUCGUUGUUUAUCUCAUCGUAUAACUUCCCAUCAUUAUAAUCAUAGUCAUCACCACCGACAUCAUCAUCAUCAUUAUCGUCAUCACCAACAUGAUCAGCAUCAGUCUGAUGAUCAUUUAUGUAAAUAUAAAUUUGAAACUAUCUAUGAAACACAUCAACCAACACCAAAAUAUCCCAGUGUUACAGAUUAUCAGUUAACAAACUGUCAUUUAUUACAUCAAGAUCAUGAGAACAGCUAUUUAUCGUAUAGUAUACUUGUACCAAAUUUAAGUGAUUCUAUUUGUUCUUAA